Molecule: messenger RNA, 2703 nt
Organism: Emiliania huxleyi CCMP1516
Lineage: Eukaryota; Haptophyta; Isochrysidales; Noelaerhabdaceae
Exons: 2
Coding region: 1-2703 (900 amino acids)
Source: RefSeq, a predicted model, not a curated record
AUGGGCAAAUCCGCGCCGAAGCGCGCUUCCGACGCUGACCAAGACGAACGGCCCGCAGAGGCCAAAGCUGGCUCUGGGCAGGAGCCCCCCCCCUCGGGGGCUGGCGGGGGCACCGACGGGGCCCCAGCCGCGCCUCCCGCUCCCGUGGACUCGGCCGAGGAGCUGCGAGUGCUUCGCAAGCGGCUCGAGCAGCUCGAGGCCCAAGCCGCCCGGCCCGUCGCACAGCCCGACGGGGGAGACCCCCCACCGGGCGGCGGCGGCGGCGGCGGCGACGGCGGCGGAGCGGGCGGCAAGGCGGCCAAGGACCGCGAGCGGGUGCGCCCCGACCCUCCCACCCCCCCAGACUCCGACGCCGACUCGUCGGAGGACGACGUGGGCGGCGGUGGUCACCGCGGCCCCCCCCGCCUCGGCGGCGGCGUCGGUCGCGACGACGCUGUCGGCGAGCUGUUCGGCGGACACGUGCUCGCCUGCGACUACGACAGCGACAACCCCUUCGAGCGGAAGCGGGGACUGCAGCAGCGGACCUCGCACUACUCGCCAGCGGCGGCGGGCGACACCGUGCACGCAGAGCUGCACCGCAAGCUCGGGGCCGCAAACCAACGGGAGGUGUGCACCCUCCUUCCCUCCCUCUCGUACAUGUACGACUUGUGCGCGCACCUCGAGCGGCUCGAAGACGCGAUCGGCGACGAGCGAGAUGAUCCCGGAGAUUCCCGCAGGGCGCUGCGGCUCGUGCACGAGCAGGUGCGAGCGGCGCGCCUGCAGGCGGGGUCCAUACUCGCCUUCGGCCAGGAGCGCCUCGACGAGCUCGAGUCCGUCGGGAAGGGCCCCCUCGAGGCGGCCGAGUUCGACCCACUCUACGGCAAUGAGCGGCCCGCCCAGCACCCUUUCCCCUUUAUUGGCGGCCAAGGCAGAGAGCGGAUGGCCCGGAGCGAGCAGCAGGCCGCCCCGAGCAGCAGCGCCGAGCAGCACACAUCAUCGCCAAGCCGGGAGCCGCAGGAGUCUGGCGAUGCCAGCGAGGACACCCGGCCGGUGCCGAAAUCGAUCCACGAGUACGGCCCGUCCCAAGUCUUCUCUCCGGUCGGGCCCGUCUCGCAGAACGCGGAGAAGAUCCAGCAGGCGGUGCGGAUGCUGCAGACGCGGUACAUCUCCCUCUGGCAGCUCGGCCUGAUGUCCGCCGCGAUGCAACUCUUCCUCUUUAUGAUGGCGCCCGAGCAGGCCAUCGACGGCGCGCACACCGUGGUGAGCCGCAUCGCAAACAACGUGCAGUACUGGGCGCCGUGCCUGCUCGCGACGUUCGCCAUCAUGACGCUCAAGCGCAACCGGACGGUCACCAUGAUCGACCAGCUCUUCCAGCAGAUCGCCGUCCGCGAACAGACCGAGCGGCUGCAGUUCGACCGCCAGAUCCGGAGCGCGACGGAAAAGGAGAGGCGGCGCUACCAGCGAGAGAUCGACGUGCUCAACGCGAACCUCAACGCGAAGCAGAUGCAGCUUGUCGCCGAGCGAGCCCAGGCCGGCGUCUACCGCGACCUCUUCGAGCAGAGCCGGCAGGCGGCGCUGGGCGGCUCGCACGGAGGCGUCCCGCCCGCCGCGCCGCCGCACCCGCAGUUUGCGAGUCCGCUGACAGGCCCUCCCAGGCCGGCGCCGGCGGCCCCCGCGGGCGCGUCUGAGCCGCGCUCGGUGCUCGCGAGGGCCCAGUCGCAGCUCGAGACCUACUUUGGCUCGCCAGACGAGGCCGCGUCUCUCUUCUGCAAGCUCCGCCCCGCAUCGGCGACGGCGAGCCCAACGGCGAAGGCGGCCGAGCCGCCGGCCGGCAGCGCUGCCAGCAAGCCGGCGGGCGAGUUUGCCUUGCCGCCCGCACCGCCGACGGCGUCUGCGGCGGCCGCUCCGGCGGCGGCGCCGAGCUCAGCCCCUGCCGCGGGCGGCGAGGCUGCGUCGCUCGGGAGGGUGCUGGGCGCCGUCGCGGCGCUCGAGGCGGAGACGCGGGCGGCGGCGGCGGCGCGGCGCGAGGAGCGGGAGGAGGGCGAGCGGUUGCGCGCCGCGUGGCUGGCGCGCGAGGCUUCGCUGGCGGAGGAGCACCGGCGGAGGGCGGCGGAGGCGACGGCGCGGGCGGACAAGGCGGAGGCGGCACUGAGGGCGCUCGCGGCGCUGCUUGCGGAGGGGGGGGGCGACCGGGCGGAGCGGGUGGGCGAGGGGGCGGUGGACAAGGGGGCGGUGGAGCGGGAGCAGUCGGCGGCACCGGCAGGAGAGGCGGCAAUGGCGGAUGCGGCGGUCAAGGCGGCGCAGCAGCGGCCGCCGGCGCGCCCGCCCUCCUGCGAGCGGCUGCUCGAGCGGCGGGCGAGCGGGCGGACGGUGGCGUUCGGCGACGAGGAGGCGCGGGCGGUGGUGCUGGAGGUGCUCGCCGAGAAGACUGGCUUCCUCUCGGACGCCAUCGAGCUCGAGAUGGAGCUCGAGGCGGACUUGCUGCUCGCGUCGCACGGCGAGUUCGCGCGGCACGAGCUGGUUGCCGAGCUGCAGCGGCGGCUCGCCCUCGAGGUGCAGGACACGCGCCGCCUCACCGGGGCGAAGAGGGUCCGCGAGCUGGUCGACGCGAUGACCGCCGAGCUGGCGUGGCGCAGCUUGCCGCCCAGCCCGCACGGCAGCCUCAAGAAUGUGCGCGACGCGCUCCCGGGCCAAGCGCGGGACACCAGCCCGCUCGUGGGUUGA